UUGUAUCGCAUUUCUCUUUGUACCAAUAAAAUGGGGCGAGCCUUUCCUCCCAAUAGAUUAUCUCCGCAGUCUCCCCUUCCUCCAAUGUCCAAGCAUCCCCCAACAGGUCCAACAAAACACAGCAAUCCACGUGCAAGCAAAGCGCGCCCUACUCUCACAAAAUGACGCAUGUUCUUCAAGCUUCGACGCCUUUGCACACACUCUCCAAAAGACUUUCUUUUUCCUCUACCCUCACUCUGCUUCACACUCACCGGUGGAGACCCUUCUCUUGCCAAAUGUCCGCCGAGUCGUCCCCACUGACUCACUCUACCACCCUCCCGAUUCAACUCGCUGAACCCGUCCAGAUCGUCGCCGCGCCUGGCAUCUCCGUGUCCGAGUUCAGGACUGCUAUUAAUUCCUCCUUGUUCAAGCAGUGGUUAAGGAACUUGCAGAGUGAAACUGGAAUUUUAGCUGACAAUGCCAUGUCUCUGAAACGUGUACUUAUCCAGGGAGUAGAUAUGUUUGGAGAGCGCAUCGGGUUUCUCAAGUUCAAAGCAGACAUUUUUGAUAAGGAAACUGGAAAAAAGGUUCCAGGUAUUGUAUUUGCACGAGGACCGGCUGUAGCCAUACUGAUCCUCUUGGAGUCAGAUGGUGAGACUUAUGCUGUUCUUACUGAACAGGUUAGGGUCCCUAUUGGGAGGCUUAUUUUGGAAUUGCCUGCUGGAAUGUUGGAUGAUGACAAGGGUGAUUUUGUUGGCACUGCAGCUCAAGAGGUUGAGGAGGAGACUGGUAUACACAUAAAUCUAGAAGACAUGGUUGAUCUCACAGCCUUCCUGGAUCCAUCCACUGGAUGCAGAGUCUUUCCUUCUCCGGGAGGUUGCGAUGAAGAAAUUAGCCUGUUUCUGUACAGAGGGCAUGUGGAUAAAGAGACUAUCAUGCAACUCCAAGGAAAAGAAACAGGGCUUCGUGACCAUGGUGAGCUGAUUAAGGUUCGUGUGAUUCCCUAUAAAAACCUAUGGCGCAUGACAGCCGAUUCAAAGGUUCUAAUGGCCAUUACUCUCUACGAAAUGGCCAAGAGAGAAGGUCUACUACCUCAAUGAAGACCCAAGUGCUUAUAUCUUUUAUCGGACGCAAGGACAGUGCUUCUCAUCGGUGCUUAUUUUCGUGCUGUGGUUCUACUUUUCGGUUGCUGCAGUAGGUGUUCCCCUCAAACUGCUAGUUCCAGCAGUCAAUCCAAUGGGCAGGGCCAUUCAUUAACCUAUUUCAAAUGGUUUUUAACAUAUUCCAAAUAGUUGCCCACCCCUUUGUUUUCUUUUGUUGCAACGUUUCCCUUUACCUUUUCCUUUACUGAACAGAGAAAAAGAAGCCGCUGAACUUUUCAUGUGGCGUUGGAGUACUCACCAGCUUCUGGUUUAUGGAAUGAUUUGCUCUGCCGAUUAACUAUCACUUGCAAAACAUUGUUGUUGUCAAAUGAAUGAUCAUUUCUUAA
Messenger RNA from Corylus avellana, 1468 nucleotides. The record is from RefSeq and is a predicted model, not a curated record. Lineage: Eukaryota; Viridiplantae; Streptophyta; Magnoliopsida; Fagales; Betulaceae.